Molecule: messenger RNA, 7834 nt
Organism: Lineus longissimus
Lineage: Eukaryota; Metazoa; Nemertea; Pilidiophora; Heteronemertea; Lineidae
Product: arylsulfatase B-like
Exons: 12
Coding region: 64-1629 (521 amino acids)
Source: RefSeq, a predicted model, not a curated record
CGACAUAUAAGGACAGCACAGUUUUAAAGGACAUCCUAGACACCAGGAACAGCUACAAAAGCCAUGAUGACAAGAAUGUUCUUGCCGACAUUCCUCAUUCUUAGCUUCGUCUCUCUCACCAGGGCAGACAACACCCAGACCAACAUCGUUUUUAUCGUUGCUGAUGAUUUAGGUUGGAAUGAUGUUAGCUGGACCAACCCAGACAUCAUCUCGCCGAAUCUCGAGAGAAUGGCCAGGGCGGGAAUCAUCCUCAACCAGAGUUAUGUCAUGCCAGUGUGUUCACCAUCGAGAAGCUGUUUUAUGUCUGGAAGAUUUCCGUACCACACGGGCAUGCAGUACGGUGUCAUCAAUUCGAAACAGCCGUAUGGUCUUCCACUGAAUCUUACCACCUUGCCCUCACUGCUGAAGGAUGCUGGAUACGCAACACAUAUUGUUGGAAAGUGGCACCAAGGAUUCUGUAGCUGGGCCUACACUCCCACCUAUCGCGGGUUCGACUCCUUUUAUGGAUAUUACAAUGCGGCGGAGGACUACUAUCAACAUUCUAUCCCACUGGAACCCCUUCCGCACACCACUGUGGGUACCGACUUUCGAGACGACAAAUUGCCAGUGAAGAACGAAAAUGGAUCUUAUUCAACGUAUCUUUACACAGAGAGAGUUGAACGGAUCAUCCGUCAACACAACACUAGCCAGCCAUUGUUUCUUUAUCUGCCUUACCAAAGUGUCCAUGAACCCCUAGAAGUUCCGAAGAAAUAUGAAGAAAUGUAUGCAAACAUCAAAGACGACAACAGAAGAAUAUUUUCAGGAAUGGUGACCAGCAUGGAUGACUCCGUUGGGUAUGUCAUGGCGGCUUUGGAGGACAGGGGCAUGAUGGACAGUACGCUUGUCAUCUUCACCUCUGAUAAUGGAGGGCAGUAUCGAAGAGGUGGCAACAACUUCCCUCUUCGUGGGAACAAGGGUACGCUCUGGGAAGGAGGAACUCGAAUCCCUGCUUUCGUCUACGGGAAUCUGUUGAAGAAAUCAAGGUUUACUUAUACGGGGAUGAUGCAUGCAGUGGACUGGUAUCCAACAAUCGUCGAAGUAGCUAAGGCAAAGCUUCCCGAUUACGACAUCGACGGGACCAGUUUAUGGCAGGCGUUGAAUGCCAACCAGUCAUCGCCGAGAAAUUCAUUUGUUUACAAUUUGAAUGUUAAAGGGCGGGACAAGGCGCAAGCGGGAAUAAGAGUUGGUGAUUGGAAGCUUCUCGUUGGUGACCCAGGGCCUGCCGCUAACGAUAACGGGUGGUACCCGCCACCUGCAGUCACGGAACAUAAGCCCUUCGACCCGGAGGGAGAAGCCUACGAAGAAAACGAAAUCAGGAUUAUGACGGACAUGAUGGACGAACAUAUGAAAGUAUCAAGUGUUCGGAGGGAAUCCCGGCCAAAGAAAAUACCAAAGUAUCAACUCUACAACAUCAGAGAUGACCCAACGGAACACCACGAUUUGUCACAACAAUUCACAGUCGUGUUGGCCCAGAUGAUAGCCUUCUAUGAAAAGUUGGCCGAGACGGAGACCGAGGCAAUGGAUCCCCCGGAGGUAGAAGGAUCCGAUCCAAAAUACUGGGGCGGGAUGUGGAGCCCAGGAUGGUGCUGACCCAGGCUUUAUUUAGAUGACUAUAGGGCCGUUUUCACGGGACCCAACCGAUCUAAAGCGAUCAGGAUCGAUCUGGAUCGGUUUAGAUUGGUCUGAUCAAAGUACGAGAAAAAUACGAGAUUUUGGGUUUAUAAUGUGAACCGCGAAUCUACUCCUUUUAACUCCUAUUUGCACAAACAAGUGCUCCAAGCAACUGCUUUAAUUCAUCACGAAAUAUCUUCAGCGAACUUGCGUAAAUUAGAAAGUUGAAACAGUAAUUGAUCAUUGAAAAAGACGUGCAGAACAAUGCUACCAUAACUAAAACUUGUACCUCUUCGGAAGUCCAUCCGAUAUAUACGCCAAGUAGGAAAUUGAAAUAAUCGGCGAUGCCCCAGGCGAUUAUAUAAGGUAGAGUAGUAAUUAGGUACAGUAAGCUCACGAAAAGAAGGCUGAUGAGACUAUUGGCGUCAGCCUUAUUCACGAGUGCCUUUGCCGAUGCUCUACGGGCAGACCACACCCCUAUGAUUAUUAGAACGUUCAGCACAAGUAUCGCUACGCAAGGAAACAUGAAUGGAACGAUGUGCUCAUUGACUUGAAUCAGUAGGUACCUCUCUACGUUUGUGAACUCUGGGAUGUCGAAGAAACACCAGAGGAUCUCGGUACCAGACAAAUGGGUAACUUUAAAAUAAGCUAAGAUGGGGAUGUUCACGACAAGCAUUGUUAACAUCAUCAAGCAAAUUGCAAGUCGACGUCUCCGUUUCGUCAUGAGAAUAUGUGUAUUGAGCGGGAACCACACUCCGAGACAUCUUUCUAGGGAGAACAAUACUAUGAGGUAAGACGAUGUGCAUGAGCUGACGCGGUAUUGGUAGCGGAAGACCUUGCACACGGCUUGCGCUCCGAUCGAAAAUGGAGAUUCGAAGAAGAAGUUCCCGGUGCUGAUGCCGAGUAUGCCGCUGACAACCCAUGAGUACGUCCCGUAGAUUAACGUAGACAAGUCCGCGGCUGCCAGAGGGGCGAGAUAACUCACCGUAACCUGAUCCUUUCUGCGAAUUCUCCAGAAAAUAACGAUUGACAGAGUGUUUCCAACGAGGCCCAGGAUGAUGACCACACCCAUGAUGUACUUGUUGGUAAACUCUGUCAAAUGACUUAUGAUUUGAAACAGGGAGGAUAGUUUCUCUGGUGGCAGGGUGGUUGGGCUUGAAAGUCGCAUCUCUUCCAUGGUCACCUGCAGUCCAGUUUGUGUGAACCUACCGCGCUACCUCAGUUCGAUGUUUGAUUGACUACUGUGUGGUUUGUUAAAUCUACUUCAGCACUUCCACCAUAGGGGUCCUUUAUGUCAGGUCUACAGGAGAAAGAGCUGUUGCCUGUGACAAUAAAUACUUGUAUACGCAGGUUAUUUUUGAAAACUUCCUGGUCUUCGAGGGAAAUCGUACGAGGAUUAACGCCGAGCAGAUCGGAGCAGUCAUCGGAGUAUGGAGAUGAAUCCAGCCCUGGUUGACGCUAUUGAAACACAUCAUGAUAAUACGUCUCUAAAUCUGGCAAUUCCAUUUUAUGGUUUUAUAUUCGUUUCAAUUUUACAUCUUCUAUUUGCGUACUCUUUGAAGUGAUUGCUUUAGUUGUGAUGUAACUUGAUGGAAGGCGUUAUACCUGCAAUGCAGCAAUACAGCAACUUUCUGCAUGGCAAAUAUUCAGUUACGGCAGGCGAAGCAGGUCAGUGUUUCUGAUAAAAAAAAAAUCCUCAUAAAAAAAUCAACUUAAAAAGAAGGUUAGUACAUGCAACCAUGCUCUUGCCUAAUGCUGGAAGUAAUGAUUUUCUUACGUGUUAAUGAGUUACGUUCUCUUAUCCUUACCAUAAGCCUAUUUGCGCGUUUAGACUGUACAGGAUAUGGAGAGAUAAAGCAAAAAAGAAUGGCCAACUUUGAUUCCAUCGCACGCCGCUGCGUACCAUUCAAGUCAGCGCUGCGUGAGUCGUCGAGUCAACCAUGCUCAGUUGGAGAUCGUCGCCGCAAAAGGUGAUAUCGACGAAGCGAUUAAUAGCUGUGAAAUUGCUUUGGAUAUCGCAAUCGGGUAAAAUGUUACGUUCAUGAGAUUUUUGAUACUAGCUUUUUUGGGGGAAUGUAAACUUGAGGUGCAAGGAAAGAGGGAAUCAUACUUUGUACGGACUGAUGGAUUUUACGCCGAACAUCGUCGGUUGCAUUUUAGUUCGAGGUGGAUGAGAUAAUCAGGUGAAGUUUCGCAUAUUGAAGGCUAACUAUUUUGCUAAAUUCAAAAUCAUAGUCCAACCAUUGCUUACUGGCUACGAGUGGACAUAAUUCUGUUUAUAGCAUUUUCGGGCCUCUUUGGUCUUUUUGUGCUGCUAAUGAGUUCUCAGUGGUUUUUGAGAGCAGCUUUUUAUUGUUCUGGUUGACUUUCUGGUGAUACGCUGAGGAUAGUUUCGGGACAGAAAGGCUAAGUGAUUGACAGAUUGGAGUCUCGUAACAUGUAGGCAAAGUGAUUGACAUAUUGGAGUCUCGUACCAGACAGGCUAUGUGAUUGACGGAUCGGAGUCGACACAUCCACUAUCGUUUUAGUUAAAAAAUUAAAUCUCGAAAUUGGUUUGACUCCUUCCAUUACUGAUGACUUCUUCUGGCAGCCGGUAGCCUGUUAAUGGUAGCUGAGAGAACUGGUAAUUACCUGGUGAGUUUAUCGCCACGGCGAACCAUUAUAAUAAAAGGUGUCCUAGUGAGGCGCGCAGAAAGAUUUUCGCUUGGAAAACUAUAUUGAUUCCUUGCCAAACUGCUUGACUGCUCCGUUCGACGGGACCAGAGUCGCUCCACCCUACGGCAGUCGGUCGGCUCGCUUUUAAUGCAAAGUGGCCUUCCUAUCAACUAACUGGUUAAGUUAUCUUGUGGGUGGAGUAUUAGCGCAUUGGAUACCUAAGUUUCGCAUCAGGCUAAAUGAAAAAAAAAUCUUACAGAUAGUUUAUGAGAAUUUUGGUUGAGAUCAUAACCGCGAUAGACUUUUACAAAUUGCAAUAAGCAGUAUUUGUGGACGUACGCUCGAUAUAUCGGCAGGCAGACUCCUGUCACUCGCUCAAAACAAGUGUAUCACAGGGAUAUUUAUUUGAUUUCUUGGAUAGCUCUCGCCGUUGGCAGAAAACCUCUUGACUCGCUGGUUGGAUACAAUGAUUUGAUCGAAGUGGUAAACUAGAACUCCGUGGGAUUAGGAACUCAAAACGCUGACAACGCCUGCAGAGACGCCUUGCAAUUUCCAAGAGAACGAACAGGUUGAUGAGAAACUUCCAAGAAUCAUCUCCUGUGUUGGCUAAGUUGAGUUACGAGGAAAUUAUAAGCUGUUUCGACAUUACUGCCAUUUUUUUGUUCUUGAACGGAGGAAAAACAAUGAUACUGCUCUAAAAACUUGAUUGUGCGACACACACUAUGAUUGAAACGAAAACACAAUGGCAUAUCACGUUCGCCUGUCACAGCCAAAUUAGUCCGAAAGCGACGUUCGACAGAAUGAUUUCUUUCGCGAAGCACUGCACUAGCAAGUAGGAUUGAUCUGAUCCGGAGUAAUGUCACAUGUUGGAUAGUGAGUAUCAUAAAGUACCGGUACGCGUGUUGAAGGAUUAUCAGUAGUGACAACAUUUCAUGAAGGAUAAAUAUAAAGCCAAUUCGCAUGUAAGGGAUACAUCUCGAUAUAGUGAUCUACUGGAUGCGAGGUUAAAUGGAAUAUCACAUGCAACAACCUCAAAACCAGUUACAAAUUCAGCUUCAAUAUGGAUAACUGUUCAUUCAACGACACCGCCCUGACGAUGUUCACAAAAGAUGCGUUGAUAUUCCCUCACCACGACAUCAGGAGUACGCAAUACUACAUGUGUGGAAUUUGUCUCACGUUCAUUGCCUACAUGGGGAUAGUACUAAACUGUGUAAGCAUUGCUGUCUUUGCGCGAGACAGGCCAACAAAAACGACAUCGGUGUUUCUGCUUCAAGCGCUAGCCAUUGCUGACAGCAUUUAUUUGAUCAUGAUUUUCUUCCGUUACCCAUUACCCAUUCUCUUAGUAUAUAACAAUAAGGAUUGUACGUUUGGUCCCUAUACCAGAUUCCUGGCACAAAAUCUACAAUACCUACGUAUUCCUCUACGUAGUACUGGCAUCGUUGCAAUAUGGAUGGUCGGGGUUGUGACGCUAGAUCGGUACAUUGCCAUCUAUUACACCUUAAAGGCAACCAAGCUUUGCCGGAUUAAGACAGUGCUGCUGGAAAUAUGCGCAGUGGUGAGUUACGCAACUAUUUAUAGUAUUAGUAAAUAUGUUGUUCUGGAUAUCUAUAACAAGAAACGAAUAAUAUGGAUAUUCUGGACUUGGGAUGCAUUUAACACUUUGACGCCAGUUUUAGUUGUGUUCAUUUUAAACUUCCGCAUAUGGCGUUCUUUGAUUAUUGCCAAUAGAUGGCGCAAAGAGACUAGAGUGUUUUCUAUAAAACAUAAAUCAACAUCGCGCAAUAGCAGUGACGAGAACAUCAACCUGACGACAAGGUUGACGGAAGAUCGUUCAAUUAACGGCAAUCAAUUCAUGAAAGUGCGGAGUCACACUAAGAAACUCAGUGAUACGUCGUCCCAUCAUUCUCAUCAUUCCCAUCAUUCUCAUAAAGAAAAGAAGUUCCAUGACACCAGUCACAGCGAUAUUACUGCGCGCCUCAUUGCAGUGGCGACAACUUAUUUAAUCUGCGAAAGUCCCAUGUUGAUACUGUCAGUGUAUAUAAUCCUAAACUCGUGGUUCAGCAUUGAAAUGGACAAGCGGACUGCGCACAUACUAUUUUUGAUCGCGCAUGCGCUUCAGUGUAUCAACUCCUCAAUAAAUUUCUUCCUGUACUUUUUCUCUGGAAGGAAAUUCCGCAAAAAUCUUGAAGAGUUGAUGCAAUGUUGCAGGCAGAGGCGGAAACAUUCCAGAACGUCACUGAUCAGGCUGUCUUACGCUAACAAUGUAUAUAGAACAUGCAAUUCUGAAAUGUCAGGGAUAUAUUGAUGAGACCUGUUACAUGAUAUUUCACCACCGUUUCGAAUCUGAGAAGUGAGCCCGGAUCGACGCCUCCCUGAUCUUUGGUGCCUGGUGCUUUUGAUCAAGUCGACCUUUUUGAAUCAAUGCCCUGAUAAGCAGUUCUCCAGGAAAAGGUUGCACAAUUGGAUGAUUAGGAAAAUUUCCUGUAAGGGGCAACGAUCAGUUUUAUCAGUUUGACCCUUAAUCUGAAAUAAAGUCGCAAGACAAUUCGAGCUGACAUUCGACAAUUUUGGUUGCUAAAACAAUAGCCGUCUCAGAACUUGUAGCUGGGUCUUCAUUUUUUCUUGAUCAGAAAUAUGUAGCAGCACGACAAUUCGAAGUGACAUUCGACAAUUUUGGUAGCACAAAGAAUAGCAGUUGUCUUACAAAAGGCCGUCGCUGCAACAGUGCCGACUUAUUGGCGGUGAAUAUCCGAUAUACGCACAACGACGGUGGAUCGGCAUGUCACUGCAAUAGCAACAUAUAUGGUACCGUAUAAAGUGUGCAUGAUUUAGUAAUGUCACUCUUCAUCAGUGACUCCAUUUUUAGCUCACCUCUUAGCAGAGGUGAGCUUAUCCCAUACCGUGGCGUCCGUCGUCCGUCGUCGUCGUCCGUCGUCCGUUAGCAGGGCACGUUUCGUAACUGUUAGAGCUAUUGAGUUGAAACUUGGUACACAUGUACCCUUAUGUAAUGACACCUUGGAGACCAAGUUUCGGUCCGAUUCGUUUCAUGGUUUGGCCACCAGCGGGCCAAACGUUAAAAGGGAAAAUAUGCAAUAUCUCCCUUAAUAGUAGUCGGGAAAUUUUGAAAAAAAUGUGGUAGGUACUUCUAGCAAAGGUGCAUCAUAUAUCCUCCGGGUUUUUGAUUUGACCUCCUUUUCAAGGUCACAGAGGUCAAAGUUUGCUGAUUCACUGAACGGCGCAUGUUUCCUAUCUAUUUUAGCGAGAAGGUUUUAAACCAGUGUGGACAUGUAUCUGGGGAUUCUCUAUUCCACCCCUAAAAUUUCGGCCGUUCGGACAUCAAAUAUGGCCGCCAGGCAGCCAUCUUGAAAAAUAAACACAGUACUAUUACUCCGAAACUAAUGAUCGGAUUGCAACCAAAUUUGAUCUGGAUGUAUAUCUAUGUACUCUCUACUAAAUCCUUUUUUUUUAUUAAAUGUGAUAGCCAAUAUGGGUGCCAGGCGGGCAUCUUGAAAAAUUCUUAGUUUGGCCA